Molecule: messenger RNA, 1683 nt
Organism: Ceratotherium simum simum (southern white rhinoceros)
Lineage: Eukaryota; Metazoa; Chordata; Mammalia; Perissodactyla; Rhinocerotidae
Gene: KNOP1
Product: lysine rich nucleolar protein 1
Source: RefSeq, a predicted model, not a curated record
ACUCGUCGCGCUGGGCGACUCGACUGCACACCCGCCGGUGCGCCUCCACGGCCGAGGUUUCCACGGCAACCGCGCUCCCCGCACGGCCGCGACCCGGAAGGAGCCGGAACUCCCGGGGGCGGGCCAGCGACUCGACAUUGACUUCCGGGUCACGGCGGAGCGAGCUCUCACGUGGAGGCGCGGAGGUCCGGCCUACGGGAAUGAUCACCAAGACCCACAAAGGAGAGCUGGGCCUUGGGCUCCCAGAGAAGAAGAAGAAGAAGAAGAAGGUAGUCAAAGAACCAGAGACUCAGUACUCGGUUUUACACAGUGACAAUUAUUUCACUGAGGUUUGUCCCACAAGAGCCACGUCCCCCUCGAAGAAUGUGGUCCAAGGGCAGGCACCCGAGAUGCCUCUAGUGAAGAAAAAGAAGAAGAAAAAGCAGGGCCCCGGCACCCUCUGCGAGGAGCACGUAGAACCUGAGACCACGGUACGUGCCAGGUGCACAGAGAAGUCGCCCAGCCCCGGGAAGCAGGCUCUUGGUCCGUCUGAGUUUGUCAGUGGGGAGAAGAAAAAGAAGAGGAAGGCCUCGUGGCCUCUGGCCAUGUCCCCUAGCUCGAGGGUGAAGACCUCCCCAGACCCCAGACAGGGCGAAGAGGCAACCAGAGAUGGCAAGAAGCUCAAAAAACACAAGAAGGAGAAAAAGGCCCAGGAGGCCACGGCCUUCUCAGCCAGGGACCAUUGGUUCUGCGAGGCUGGGGAUGCUCCGUACCCUUACUCAGUGGGGAAGGAUGGCGGGGAUCAGGCAGUCUCGGGGCAGAAAGGGAAACAGGGGAGCCCCAGGGAACACAAUGUGAAGAUGACGAAGAAAAGGAAAAUCCACCAGGAGGAAGACACCCCCCUAGGGCACCCCGAGCUCCCCAGGUCCAUAAAGAAGAGCCCUAGGAAAGGAAGUAAAAAGAAACCAGUCAAAAUCGAUGCUCCAGAAUACAUCCCAAUAGAAGAUGACACCAAGGCCCCUGCGAAGAAGAAAAUGAAGUCCAAGAAAAAGGCAGAGCAGCCAGGCAUUGAAGAGCCAGCUCUGAAGAGGAAGAAAAAGAAAAAGAAGAAAGAGAGCAGAGUAGCAGGAGAACCUUGGGAGGAGGAGCCCGACACAGACUUAGAGGUGGUACUGGAGAAGAAAGGCAACAUGGACGAGGCGCACAUAGACCAGGUGAGGCGGAAGGCCCUGCAAGAAGAGAUCGAUCGGGAGUCAGGCAAAACGGAAGCUUCUGAAACCAGGCACUGGACGGGAACUCAGUUUGGCCAGUGGGAUACUGCUGGUUUUGAAAAUGAGGAACAGAAACUGAAAUUUCUCAAACUUAUGGGUGGCUUUAAAAAUCUGUCCCCUUCAUUCAGCCGCCCCCCUAACCUGAUCGGAAGGCCCAACAUGGCCCUCAACAAGAAGGCGGCCGACACGCUGCAGCAGAACCUGCAGCAGGACUACGAGCGGGCCAUGAGCUGGAAGUACAGCCGGGGGGCCGGCCUCGGCUUCUCCACCGCCCCACACACAGUCUUCUAUAUUGACAGGAACGCUUCCAAGUCAAUCAAGUUUGAAGAUUAAACUCUACUGUCUUGUCCCCCCAAAACAGCCAGAAUUGCUUUUAUUAUUCAGUUAUGCAGAUGAAAGCCAUCUGAGGGUUGUCUGGCAUCAAACUCCUGCA